CACGCUCGCCCGCCGCACCACGCCAUGGGCCGCUGGCUACGUGCAAUCUCUCACCCGCUGUGGAUGGUUUCUACGCUGCUGCUUUGGAUGGUGGUGCGCUUGCAGCGGAGGGGGGCUUGGGACCCACGCGCUUGCCCCGCACACCUGAAAGGGAAGACAGCCAUAGUGACUGGAGGCAAUUCAGGGAUUGGAAAGUUCAUUGCCAUGGACUUUGCUCGCAGGGGAGCUCGUGUUAUUCUGGCUUGUCGAAAUGUAUCCCGUGGCGCGGCGGCAGCUAAAGAAAUCCAAGCAAAAACAAGAAACUGUGACGUCCACGUCCGUCAGGUGGACCUUUCCUCUCUGGACUCUGUCAGAGAUUUUGCUGAAAAGAUUCGAGAGGAGGAAAAAGCUCUUCACAUCCUUGUCAACAAUGCCGGAGUGUCAGGUUUACCCCGGCAGAUUACCAAAGAUGGGUUUGACGUUUCUUUUGCAACCAAUCAUUUGGGACCAUUCCUUCUCACAAACCAGCUGCUGGACCUGAUGAAAUGUUCAGCUCCAGCACGGAUUGUCACCAUCAGCUCCGCCAACCACAAAAAGGGCGAAGUGGACUUCUCUCAUUUUCAAGGGGAAAAUGUUACUUACAGACUUGAUCGGGUUUACAACAGCACCAAGCUACAUAACAUCAUAUGUACUAAUGAGUUAGCACGGAGGCUUCAGGGCUCAGGCGUCACAGCCAAUUCUGUUCACCCUGGUGUUGUCAUGACGGGGAUGAUGCGGCACUAUCCUUUUAGGAUUCGUUUUGUCUUCUGCCUCAUUGGACAGUUCUUUUUCAAGUCUGCAGAGGAGGGGGCAGUCAGCGCCAUCUACUGUGCCGUGUCAGAGGAAGCAGAAGGCAUAAGUGGAAAAUAUUUUGACAGCGACUGCUCCCUCGUCCUCCCUGCCCCCUUAGCCCGAGACACAGCCCUAGGAGUCAAGGACUUUGAGAUUUGUGAAAGACUGACAUCGAAGCUGUGAUGCAACCUUCCUCCUGAUAACAGAAAGGCGGUCACAUUUCUUACACUUGUUAAAGAAACUACGCUCACAUUUCAACCGUUAUAUUUAAUCAAUUGUAUUUAAUGCAACUUGGCAAGGAAGAAUUUAUAUAAAGCCAUGUUUA
Molecule: messenger RNA, 1135 nt
Organism: Syngnathoides biaculeatus (alligator pipefish)
Lineage: Eukaryota; Metazoa; Chordata; Actinopteri; Syngnathiformes; Syngnathidae
Exons: 6
Coding region: 25-993 (322 amino acids)
Source: RefSeq, a predicted model, not a curated record